Messenger RNA from Danio rerio (zebrafish), 2179 nucleotides. It is a transcript of the gene cdc45, whose product is annotated as CDC45 cell division cycle 45 homolog (S. cerevisiae). Lineage: Eukaryota; Metazoa; Chordata; Actinopteri; Cypriniformes; Danionidae. Gene Ontology annotation, biological process: DNA replication initiation. Gene Ontology annotation, cellular component: nucleus. The record is from RefSeq and is marked provisional.
CCGAGUUCAAAACAACAAGGACGGUGUUUUAAAACGCGAACAUUCGCAGAAGUGAAAGUUUUAUAUAUUUAAACUCGAUAAUCUUACAAUUAAACAUGUUUGUGACCGAUAUUCGAAAGGAGUUUUAUGAUGUUGUCGUUAAUCAGAGAGUGGCUUUGCUGGUGUCUUCUGAUAUUGAUGCCUUGUGUGCCUGUAAAGUCCUGCAGGCUUUAUUUCACUGUGACCACGUCCAGUAUACACUGGUUCCUGUGACGGGAUGGCAGGAUUUGGGAACCGCCUUUUUAGAGCACAAAGAACAGUACAAGUAUUUUGUCUUGAUAAACUGCGGGGCAAACGUGGACCUGCUGGAGACCCUUCAGCCUGAGGAAGACUCUGUUUUCUUUAUCUGUGAUACCCACAGACCUGUUGAUGUGGUCAACGUCUACAAUGACAGUCAGAUUAAACUCCUCAUCAAACAAGAUGAUGACCUUGGCGUUCCGUCCUAUGAUGACAUCUUUCGUGAUGAUGAGGAGGACGAAGAAGCAGAUGGUGAUGACUCUGGAAAUGAAAGCGAUGGAAGUGCAGAGCCUUCUGGGAAACGGAGGCGCUUUGAUGAGGAUGCGUUGGAGAGAAGAAUAGAACGACAGCGGGCCAGACGGGAAUGGGAAGCUCGAAGGAGAGAGAUUCUCUUUGACUAUGAGCAGUACGAGUUUCAUGGAACAUCAGCAGCGUUGGUGAUGUUUGAACUGGCCUGGGUCAUGUCUAAAGACACCAAAGACAUGCUGUGGUGGAGUAUCAUUGGACUGACAGAUCAAUGGGUGCAUGAUAAAAUCCCACACAUGAAAUAUGUGACAGACAUUGCGACUCUACAGCGCCAUGUGUCCCGACACAACCAUAAAAAUGAAGAUGAGGAGAAUUCACUGUCCAUCGACUGCAUGAGGAUCAAUUUCGAAUACGAUCUGAGGUUGGUGUUGUAUCAGCACUGGUCUCUGUACGAGAGCAUCUGUAACUCCUGCUACACCUCCUGUAGCUUUAAACUGUGGUCAAUCAAUGGACAGAAGAAACUUCAAGAAUUCCUGGCAGACAUGGGUCUUCCAUUAAAGCAGGUGCGGCAGAAGUUUAACUCGAUGGAUAUGACUAUUAAGGAGAACCUGCGUGAAGUGAUUGAGGAAUCGGCUACUAAAUUUGGUAUGAAAGACAUCCGUGUUCAGACGUUCGGUGUGCACUUUGGCUUUAAGAACCGUUUCCUGGCUAGUGAUGUAGUUCAUGCUGCUGCCGCCCUGUUGGAGAACGUAGAGAAAGAUGAAACGCCAACAGACAACUUCAUCAAAGCUCUGGACUGUCUGUCUAGGAGUAAUCUGGAGCGUCUGCAUUUAGGCAUUGAUCUGGCCAAGAAGAAGCUGAAGGCCAUUCAGCAGACGGUGGCGAGCUGCAUCUGCACAAACCUCAUAUUGUCACAGGGGCCUUUUCUCUACUGCCAUUUACUGGAGGGAACACCAGAUGUGAAGCUGUUUUCUAAACCCCUGUCUCUGACUCUGCUCUCCAAAUACCUGCUCAAAGCCUUCGUCUGCUCCACGAGGAACAAGCGAUGUAAGAUACUGCCGCUUAUAAUGGCUGCUCCUCUGGAUAUCGAGAAGGGGACUGUCAUCGUUAUGGGAAUUCCUCCAGAAUCGGAGACAUCUGACAAGAAAAAUUUCUUUGGUCGCGCUUUUGAAAAGGCAGCUGAGAGCACCAGCUCCAGAACUCUGCAUGAUCAUUUUGACACAUCAGUUAUUGAGCUAAAGAUGGAAGACAGAGGGAAGUUUCUGGAUGCCCUCAUCACCCUGUUGUCGUAAACUACACCCACUGCAUGCUGAAAAUGAUCGUCAAACCCUGGACAGACAUGUGUAUGAGUGUGCAUGUGCAAAGAGACUCGUCCACACUCAAGUGGAAUUUCACAGGCCUCGAGUAAACGUGAGGUUUACCAUGUUUUCAGUCAGUUUGGUGCCAAAUACCUUCACAUUUUCACGCUUCAGACCGUCUGAAGACUCGGAGAUCAGCUCAGAGAUAUUUUGGUCAGGGGCUGCACGGACCUUCUGUUUGACUCUACAGGCCUGAUUUUAAGUGUGUUUGGUUUUGUGUUGUCCUUUUAGUUUGUGUUUGUGCAUGUUAUAUAUGAAUUUAUUAAAUGAUUUUUAUAAACAUUUGAGCUGAAGGUGGA